ACAAGAGGUAAUACCUCCAGUAAAGAAAGUGGGUUUGCUGAUUGUAAAGUUGCACGGGCAGGUUGGCAGUUCUAUCAUCACGCCAUGCGCUUUGUAGGUUAAACAGAGGCACGCAUUUACAGUCUUACGAAAUAUUUUUCGGUUUCGCAAAUGCUUCAGACGGCCGUAUAAUGCAAGACGCAUUUUGUAACGCGACCAUCAAAGCGUACGCUGCUUAGUUCCAUACUUACACUCGUUCGAUUCAAACGUGUUUCGUGGAGUUAAUUUACAGAAAUAUCGAGAAAAAAAUCAUAAAGUAUACGCGAUGUCUUCCGAAGGAUAUUCAGCGGAGGAGGUGGAUUCGAUGCCGGAUCGCAUAGCGGCCAGCUUCAGUAACAUGACGGUCUUGAUCACCGGAGGAACGGGUUUCAUGGGAAAGGUCCUGGUGGAGAAAUUGCUAAGGAAAUGCGACGAUGUGAAGAAGAUAAUACUCCUGGUCCGACCGAAGAAGUCGAAAAACCCGAAACAGAGACUAGAAGAAAUGUUUAAUGGAGAGCUCUUCGAACAAGUCCGGAAUAUGCGCGGAGGUGUUCAGGGACUCCUGAAGAAGGUCUGCUUGGUGAGCGGCGAUGCCAGCGCUCCCGAUCUGGCCAUCAGUCCAGAAGACAGACAGAGCUUGGUUGAGAAUGUGGAUAUUAUAAUUCACGCAGCUGCAACUAUAAGGUUCGACGAAGAAUUAAAAAAGGCAGUACUCCUGAACGUAAGAGGUACUAAGCUGAUGGUGGAACUGGCGAAGGAGUGUAAGAAAUUGCAGCUUUUCAUCCAUAUCUCAACAUCAUACUGUCAUCUCCAUGAGAAACUUCUAGAGGAGAAGCCAUAUCCUCCGCCAGCGGACCCUCACCAGGUCAUCCAAGCUGUGGAAUGGAUGGACGAGGAAACAAUCGCUGCUAUGACUCCCAAAAUCCUCAACAAGUUGCCGAAUUCGUAUGCUUUCACGAAAGCACUCGGCGAAGCUCUGGCGGUCGAAGCCAUGGAUCACAUUCCGGUGAUGAUUCUGAGACCAUCAAUUGUGAUCCCAAUCUGGCAGGAACCGAUUCCAGGGUGGACCGACAACAUCAAUGGACCGACAGGAUUAUUAAUAGGCGCCGGGAAGGGAGUCAUUCGAAGCAUGUAUUGCAAGAGCAAUAGCUACGCCGACUAUUUACCUGUCGACGUAUUUAUAAACGGAAUCAUGAUCGGAGUUUGGAACUAUAUUCACUACGGAGACAAAAAAUCGAGCGUUAUCAAUUUCACUUCGUCGGCCGAGAUCAAAGUUACGUGGUCGGAGAUGAUUGAUGCUGGACGAGAGAUCAUCAUGAACAGGGUCCCGCUGAACGGAGUCGUGUGGUACCCGGGCGGUUCAAUGAAACACUCCAGGCUGUACCACAACAUCUGCGUGUUCUUCUUCCACUGGAUUCCGGCUGUUUUCAUCGAUAUACUGCUCUUCUGUCUCGGCUAUAAGCCAGUAUUGAUGCGCGUCCAGCGCCGCAUAAACAAGGGAUUCGAAGUUUUCGAAUACUACACGAACAACCAGUGGGACUUCAAAUCUGACAUCGCGCAGACAGUCCGACAAAGGUUAAACACGAGAGAACGGAGGGACUACAAAGUGGACGCUGGCGGUCUUGACAUCUCCAAAUACUUUGAAGACUGCAUAAGAGCUGCCCGCAUUUAUAUCCUGAAAGAAUACGACGAUACAUUGCCGGCUGCGAGGAGACAUAUGAAAGUGAUGUGGUUCGUCGACCUGGUCACGCGGUGUCUCUUCUGGGGCUUCGUGUUUUACUGGCUCUACAGUUGGACGACGUCGUUCGGCUCAAGCGCGACCACCUCAAACGUCUUCCCGGCCGCGGUUGUGAUGGAAUCAUAAAGCUUUAAUUUGCGACUGAAGCGAGAGUCUGACUCCGAGUAUUAACAAUCGAAAUAGUUUUCUAAUUAGAGUAGAAGAAUUCGUUAGUUUUUCACGAGGGAUCCACGACUCGUAGCUGCCUUAGGGAUUUUUAGGAACCACAAUGUGGCGGCAUCUAUUGGCAGAUAAACGAAACUACAAAAACAUAAUUGAAAAUAAAUCUUCCAGAUAAGUCCCUACAGCUGAAGUUUUGCUGCACACAAUCACUUGCUCCGGCUUGAAAGGUGGACCCGUCUUUGUAAAAUACAUUCUCAUGGUGAAAAAUAUUUCAUUUACUGUAAAAACAGAGCUUACUAAGCAAAAAAUCGAUAAACAAUUUGAUUAACCUUAUUAAAAUAUAGGCAUAGGUAAUAAUUAUAACUUUGUGAAUACUUGCCAUUAGUAAGCUUAUAGUUUUUUACAACUCUGAAACUUGCCCCUGAAACUAACCUACUGUUUUAUUUUUAAGUAUAAUAGAUUUUUAAACCACAUACUUAUAUAAUAUACGCAGAUUCAAAGAGUUUUCAUUGGCAUUAAAAUUUAAAAAGUACCCUUGUUAAUAGAUGGCGCUGUACUAGAAAUUUUUACGCAACGAAUUCCAUCUUAUAAACAACAUUAAUGUUUCUCUGUAGGGGUAAAAAAUAAAGCAAUAAGACAAUAGAACUAGCUGUCUGGAUAGUUCAGUUAUUUUUGUUUAACUACAAACGUAAAAUGAUGGUGAAGGAAGUUGACUUUAGUAUUAAACAAUAAAAUUAUCUUAGUGUUAAUUAAGAUAGAUUGUUACUGUAAUAAAGACGAAAUAUAUCUGUGGCGUAUUGUAGAUAAUUAUUAUAUUUUUAUAAAAUUUUUGAUAUUUUUUUUGUAGUCAAUCAAAAACUGUUUACACAGCCUGUAAAUAAACAUUGCCAAGCCGUCGCUAAGAUAAUGCAUCUUUAUUUCAAUUUUUUUUCUUUUGACCUGCACAUGUGAUAUUGCACGUGCUAGGCCUUUGCUUACACCCUCCAUCUCAUAGUCUGUCUUUCUCCGUCUUAGUGAACAUUAAGUAACGCAAAAAUAUUUACAUAUAGAUAGAUUAUUAACUUAAAAUUCAAUUUUAUAAGCAUCCUGAGAACUUAGAACUCAGUCUCAAGAUGAGUGGCCGCAUUUACGUUGUAGAUGUCUAUGGGCUCCGGUAACAACUUAACACCGGGUGGGCCGUGAGCUCGUCCAGCCAGCUAUGCAAUAAAAAAAGGAAUGUUGACUUGAAAUAUUAUACUAGGUUAGGUCAGACUUAUAAAAACAAAUAAAAGAUCUUUUAUAAAA
Bombyx mori (domestic silkworm) is the source of this 3202-nucleotide messenger RNA. Its product is annotated as putative fatty acyl-CoA reductase CG5065. The transcript is spliced from 14 exons. NCBI's taxonomy places the organism in Eukaryota, Metazoa, Arthropoda, Insecta, Lepidoptera, Bombycidae. Bases 305 to 1882 code for a protein of 525 amino acids. The record is from RefSeq and is a predicted model, not a curated record. Gene Ontology annotation, molecular function: alcohol-forming very long-chain fatty acyl-CoA reductase (NADP+) activity. Gene Ontology annotation, cellular component: peroxisome. Gene Ontology annotation, biological process: long-chain fatty-acyl-CoA metabolic process.